Messenger RNA from Microstroma glucosiphilum, 912 nucleotides. RefSeq names its product putative NADH-ubiquinone oxidoreductase 24 kDa subunit mitochondrial precursor. The annotation marks the transcript as partial. Gene Ontology annotation, molecular function: NADH dehydrogenase activity. The transcript is spliced from 3 exons. NCBI's taxonomy places the organism in Eukaryota, Fungi, Basidiomycota, Exobasidiomycetes, Microstromatales, Microstromataceae. The record is from RefSeq and is a predicted model, not a curated record.
ACAUGGCCCAGGCAAAGGAGAUCAUCUCCUACUACCCCCCACAGUACAAGAAGGCAGCCGUCAUUCCUCUGCUUGAUUUGGGACAGAGGCAGAAUUCGGGUUGGACUUCGAUCUCGGUGAUGAAUGAGGUGGCCAGGAUUUUGGAGAUGCCGCCGAUGAGGGUGUACGAGGUGGCCAGCUUCUACACAAUGUUCAACCGAGAGCCCGUUGGCAAGUACUUCCUGCAGAUCUGCACUACUACGCCUUGCCAAUUGGGAGGAUGUGGCAGCACAAAGAUUCUAGAGACGCUGCAAGAUCAUCUCGGUAUCAAGCCUGGCCAGACGACAAAGGACAAGCUCUUCACUCUGCUCGAGGUGGAAUGUCUAGGUGCCUGCGCUAACGCCCCGAUGAUCCAAUGUAACGACCACUACCUGGAGGACCUGACACCCGAGACGACGAUCAAGAUCAUCGAGGACCUCAAGGCCGGAAAGGAGAUCAAGGCUGGGCCUCAGAGCGGCCGUCAUUCGUCGGAGCCAAAGGAGGGCAGGACGGCUCUGGUCACUGAGCCUUACUCCACUCAGUACAAUCGGGAGGAGUUUGCUUAGAACAGAAAGAGGGGUCGGAGAGUUAGUGGAUGUAGAGAAGGCGCAGAUGACUGGAUAUUGAGCGCGAAUGCUGCGACACCUUUGGCAGGAUCGUGUGCGCCGAUCGUUCAGGGCUAUGUCAGAGUCAUACAGAGAAGAUCAAGCGAUGAUAUCUGCUACUUGGCAUGCCUCCAUGAUUGUUGCUGGGAUGACUGAGUCUAGUCCUGGGGGUGGUGUGUAUGUACAAUGUCCCGCUGCCCUCCUCGGCUGCCCCGCGUCUACUUUUCCGUCUCCGCUUUGUUCCAGUCCGUGUUGCAUCUUCUGAUUUUCCGCAAGUGUCACUUGUCAC